AUGACGCUUGGCGCCGUGGCCGACGACAUGGAGGCCGGCGGUGGUGAGCACAACGGGAGGCGCGCGCGGUUCACGGAGGACUGGUGCUGCUGCGCCUGCGCGGGGCUCUUCCUGGGGCCCAACCCGAUGAUGGCGCGCUACCUGUACGCGCUCAUCUUCCUCGUCACCAACCUCCUCGCCUGGACCCUCCGCGACUACGGCAACUCCGCGCUCGCCGAGCUCCAGCGGCUCAAGGUCUGCCAGGGCGCGCGCUACUGCCUGGGCGCCGAGGGCGUGCUGCGGAUCAGCCUCGGCUGCUUCCUCUUCUUCUUCGUCAUGUUCCUGUCCACCGUGAACACGCGGAAGGUGCACGACUUCCGGAACUCGUGGCACUCCGAGUGGUGGCCGGCCAAGCUCGUCCUCUGGCUCGGCCUCACCGCCGUCACCUUCCUCGCGCCGUCGCCGCUCGUCCAGCUCUAUGGGAAGGUGGCGCAUUUCGGAGCAGGGGCGUUCCUGGUGAUCCAGCUCAUCAGCGUCACCAGGUUCAUCAUGUGGCUCAACGACUGGUGCCGGUCAGAGAUCACCCAGAAGAGAUGCCACUUGCAGAUUCAGGUGGUGUCCAUCGUCACGUACGUGGGGUCGCUGCUGGGGAUCGUGCUCAUGUACGUGUGGUACGCGCCAAGCCCGUCCUGCAAGCUCAACAUCCUCUUCAUCACCGUCACGCUGGUGCUCGUGCAGCUCAUGACCUUCGUCUCCAUGAGCUCCAAGGUGAAGGCAGGGUACCUGGCGCCGGGGCUGAUGGGGAUCUACGUCGUGUUCCUGUGCUGGUCAGCGAUCAGAAGUGAGCCGCACACGGAGGUUUGCAACAGGAAGGCGGCAGUUGCCACGAGCGCAGACUGGGUGAACAUCGCGAGCUUUGUGAUCGCCGUCAUCGUCAUCGUGGCGGCGACCUUCUCGACGGGAAUCGACUCCAAGUGCAUCCAGUUCAAGCAGGCGGAGGGGGAGUCGGAGGAGGACGACAUCCCCUACGGCUUCGGCUUCUUCCACCUGGUGUUCGCCAUGGGCGCCAUGUACUUCGCCAUGAUCUUCGUCGGCUGGAACGCGAGCCACACCAUGGAGAGGUGGACGAUCGACGUCGGGUGGGCGAGCACGUGGGUUCGUAUCGGCAACGAGUGGCUGGCGGCAAUCGUUUACAUAUGGAUGAUGAUCGCGCCCGUCAUCUGGAGGACAAGGCAGAAAACGAACCGAACUCCUAGUUUGUGGGCUGAAUGCUGGUUGAUUGGACCGAGCUCCAACUUAGUGGGCCAAAACUUGAACUUCAUGGGCCAAAAACUGGUUGAAUGGGACAAAAAGAACAACAGGGGAGGGAAGAUAAUGGAUCAUAUUGAUGAAUCAAGUGCUGUCGAGGAUUUUGAUAAUCGACCCUCAAAGAAAAUUAAAUGUUCUGAACCAGAAUUUUUGGAUUCAGAUAGAAAGUUGAAUAGUGAUCCAAUACCUUCACCUGCAUCUCCAAGCAUCCAGAAAUUAUCUCCAAUUAUUGAAUUGGAAGAUAAGCAAGCGUGUGAAAUAGAUGAUGAUCAGCAAUUACAAGAAGACAAACAGAUCAAAGUUGAUACAUAUUAUGUCCCACAAGAUAAGCAGAUGGCAGAAUUAAUAGAUGAUGAAAAACAGUUAGAGGAGUAUAAACAGAACAAAGUUUCUACAUAUGACUAUCUCCCACAAGAUUAUACAAUGACCAAUCUGGACAUAUGUGCUCAAAUAAUGAUUGAAACAUCUUUUGAAAACGAUAUACUGGUGAAGAUGGAUGAAAUAUGUGUUAAACAACAUCAAUUAUUGUGCCUCCUAGACCAAAGCCAAUGGUUAAACGAUGAUGUAAUCAGCGCAUAUAUAUGUUGUAUAAGGGAUCAACUUCAUAUGCAAAACAUGGAUGAUGCUAAAAUAUGUUUGGAGAACCCCUUUAUCACUGGACUGUUAAAAAGGGAUGGCAACAUUGGAGUACAUGAAGAUGGUAAUUUUAUUACGGAGAUUGUCAGAAACUAUCUUAAGCAUGAAAUGAUUUUGCUUCCAGUAAAUAUCAAAGACACACAUUGGUAUUUAGCUGUCAUCAAUUCACAAAAGUAUGAGAUACAAGUACUUGACUCUUUGUGUUGGGAAUUCAACCGUGCCGACCUCACUAUUAUGCUACAAGGGUUGCAGUAUCAUUUGGACAUUCUUGAAAGUCAAAAAAACUUGAGAAACCAUAAUUGGAAAGAUCUCCAAGUUACUAAAUGGCCUGUCACAGAACAACUACGCGAACCAAUUAAAAAAGACAGGUAG
Messenger RNA from Miscanthus lutarioriparius, 2295 nucleotides. Lineage: Eukaryota; Viridiplantae; Streptophyta; Magnoliopsida; Poales; Poaceae. The record is from the annotation of a GenBank genome assembly.